Messenger RNA from Symbiodinium natans, 1797 nucleotides. The record is from the annotation of a GenBank genome assembly. NCBI's taxonomy places the organism in Eukaryota, Dinophyceae, Suessiales, Symbiodiniaceae.
AUGGUCCCACGUGGCCACUUGGCUCACGUACUAUCCGAGCUGUGCAGCCGGGGACUUCCACCGCAGCCGGCCUCGAGCGGAGCUGCCGUGGCCUGCUGCAAAGCUGCCGGCACAGGCUGGCAGCGAGCAGUUUUGCUGCUCCACAGCGCCAGGAGACUCUGGCCCCUCCAGACACUCAAGGCGGCCAUUUGCUCAUCACUUGCAGCGCAUGGACUUUCAAGCUGGCGAGCUGCCGAAGCUCUCCUGAGACAGCUGGGCCAAAGCGGUGGCAUCCUGAACAUCGUACACUUCAACAGUCUCCUAGACACCUUGAGCGAUGGCGGGCUAUGGGCCAAUGCCUUGAACCAGGUCCGCAAGUGCGAUGCAACCCCAGAUGCUGUUACAUUCAACACCCUGAUCCACGCGAGCUCGGGGAAAUUUUGGCAGCUCUCACGCAGCUUGCUACAGACGAUGACAGGGGCAAGGCUCGUUUGCACUGUGAAGAGUUAUGGUGCUCUUGCUGCCGGCCUGGAGACCCUUCGCUUCUGGCAGCAUGCGGUCGACCUGCUUCAGAGCAUGCAUUGCAAGACCCUUGAGAUGAAUACGAUCGUCAAAGGAUCCGUGGCAGGAGUCCUCGAGAGCGUCUCAUGGCAACGGGCUGCCGUGCUGGCUGGAGAUACUAUGCAGCUGCAUCGGAAGAUGAUCACCGCCACGGUCCGCAAUUGGGAAGGAUCACUUCGUGUGCUGAGCAUCUUUGAGCACCGCUCCAUCCGCCAAGAUGCUUGCAUGUGGGCUUCGGCUUCAGAGCGCAGCUGGAGCCUGGCCUUGUCCAUCUCCCAGGCCUGCCAGUGGCAUGGCCUGAGCCUGAACACCAUGGCCACAGGAAUGCUGGUGAGGCCUCUUCGGGACGCUCACAGCUGGCAGGAAGCCUCACACCUGCUACAGCUCACUGAGGAGCAGUACCUGCAGGCAAAUCUGGUCACCCGGGGACUGCUGACGUCUGCCUGCAGCUCCUCGCAUUGUUGGUCAGCCUCCAUACAGGUCCUGGAUGCGGCACGUGCGGCAGCUAUUUUGCUGGACACGCACAUUCACAACAUGGCGGCUGGUGGUGCGGCCAAGAAGGGUGACUGGGAAGCCUCAUGCGAAAUCAUUCGGGCUUUGUGGCCACGCCGCCUACAAGCCGACGAGCUAACCCCAGCAAGCGUCUUUUCAGGCGUGGUUAGCCAGCACCGUUGGCAGCGUGGCUUGCAGCUGCUGGCCGAACUGCAGCCAACAAAACCACUCGCCAAUGCUGCAAGGGCCUUGGCCCUGGACCUUUGCGCGGAAGCAGCGAAGUGGAAGCUUGCCGUGGCCUGGUUGAGUGCCGCGGCCCAGCCACCGGCCGAAGCUUUCGCAGCGGCUUUGGCUGCCCUGGCCGGUACGGGCAAGGUGCUUCAAGCCUAUGGGCUCUUGGUCUCCCUCCGCAAUCAGAUGCUCCGCUUGGAGCCCUUGCAUCUCACCCAUGCACUUGCGGUGGCCAGAGAUGGCCAGCCUUGGGCUUCCAGUCUGAAGGUGCUGAGAUUUGGGCAGCUGAUUGGCCUUUGCUUGCACCAAGGGGCGUGGCACGCAGGAGUAGAUGCUUGUGGCAGCUGGAAGCACGCCAUGCUCAUCCUAGCAUCCGCUCAGUCAAGCGAUGUUGAGCCAGAUGCCACUUCUGUGGCUACGGCCAUUGGGCGUGCCUCCACGAGGUCUGCAACUACCACGCUCAAUCUACUCCAUCAGUUGCAGCACAUCCAGCUGAGCCGGAUUAGCGAAGACAGAAACUGGCUACAGUACUAG